UUUUUUUUUAAGCAGCCUGGAUGUGUUUUUAUAAAUUGUAGACUGUAUUUUUUUGUGCCGUUUUGAAACCUAAGAGAAAGGUGCCUUUCUUUGUAUUCUUGGGGUGAAGGAGAAAGUGAACCCAUGGCUGGAGAGAUAAUAUCGAGCAGGAGACUGUAAACAGAACUGAGGGAGAUAACGCGGGAAGGCAGACACACAGACCAUUCCCGGAGAGGAAUGGGGUUAAUGUGAGCUCAGCCAUAAAGCAGAUUUUUUAAAAACCCACUCCUUCCAAGUCCUUCAGCUCAAGGUGCAGCCAAAUAUUUGCAUAAAGAGCUGGUGAAGGAUUCCAGCUUCCUGGUUCAUGACAUUACGGCAUGGAUCAUUUUCAAAAUUAACACCACCUCCUGCUUCAGCAGAGGCCGACAACCCCAGAGGCACGCUAUAUGGGACUGCCCGGAGGCAACGGCGUCCACCUUUCAUACCCAGCCCCAUCAUCUUCUGCAGGGCUGUAUUUGGAAUCUGAACCGGUUUCUUCCACAUCCAAUUCCUUUCAACCCCGAGAAUUUUCCAGUUGUGUUUCUUGUGAAGAAAAUACAAGCUGCAUCGACCAGGUGUUUGAGUCCUACCUUCAGACAGAGACACACCUGGACCCCUUGCUCAAUUCCACGCAGAGCACGUCACCCUAUUUCCCUGACAGCUUCCAAGCUGCCCCUUUCUGCUUUAACCAGAGCCUGACCCCAGGAUCGUCUUCGGAUUCCUCCACUCUGUCUGGUUCCUUAGACUACAGUUACUCGCUGGCUCAGCUACCUGCGUGUGCUCCGGAGAAUUACAAUUCUCCCCCUUCUCUGGACCCCAGAAACUGUGGCAAUCCCUCAGAAGAGUACUCCUACUCGCACUUGCCCUCGUACGCUCAGUAUGACUGCUUCCCCUCCGCCGGCCCCUCGGUCUGCUACUGCACGUCCUGUGAGGCAGAACAUGUGGACACCCUCAGAGCGGCAGAGUGCUUUUCCUACCCCAGCACAGACUAUGUGAACUUGGCCCCCUCAGCAGCUGUGGCCAGCGAGUUCUAUAAAAGGGGAACAAACUGGGACAUCUGCUAUAGUUAAUAGCAAUUGCAUUACAUUGGAACACAGUGUGAGUAUCUCGGUCCUUCGGCCACACCAAAUGACAGCUUGAAACAUGCAGCCUGUUAACAAAGUAUCACAAAGCCCCGUUCCCGUGUCACAUUUCCAAUGUUCUGAUGCUCGCUUAGGCAUUAGUACGAAGUCGUCAGAUCUGGUCAUCGUGCCACUCCUACUUUGUAUGCUUACAGUUAAAAUUGUCGUAGGGAGUAUUCAGUUUUCCUUUUCUAUGUAACGAACAAAUUCUAAUUUUUUUAACUAAUAAAUUUUGUAUUAU
Enhydra lutris kenyoni (northern sea otter) is the source of this 1380-nucleotide messenger RNA. RefSeq names its product colorectal cancer associated 2 (gene POU2AF3). Gene Ontology annotation, cellular component: cytoplasm. Bases 426 to 1088 code for a protein of 220 amino acids. The record is from RefSeq and is a predicted model, not a curated record. The transcript has 4 exons. Lineage: Eukaryota; Metazoa; Chordata; Mammalia; Carnivora; Mustelidae.